CAUAGAUUACGACUGCACGCGUAAUCGUAGUUGUGCUGCUCGCCUGCGCGCACACGACCAACAACGCUUUCGCAUCUAGACCUGAGCGGCCCUAACUCCCGUCGCAGACUAUGGCGCUGUGAGGAUAUGGAGGAAAUGACACAAGAGGACGGAGCUGCCCUUGCAGCAUCCUCGCAGGCGAAGGCCAUGGACAGAAAGCAGGCAAAUGGACCCCCAGCGGCCGGUGCCGUCUCUGAGGGCACAAAGGCGGGCUACAGGGCGACAAUGUUGGCAUACGUGGUGAUGACCUAUGUGCAGGUGUUCGGGUAUGCUCAGCUCGCCAAGCCCUUCUGCGCUGGGACGGCGCAUACACUGCCCCUGGGCAGCACCCUGGCUGCAGGCUACCCCUGCAGCGGCUCUGUGGUGCAACAAAUGCUCUACCUCGCGGCGCGCCCUGUCCAAGUCUUCCAGGACUACCUCACGCUGCAGCGCCCCGACCGCUGGGUGUCGGCCUCGUCCCUAGGCAUACUAGCCCGGCUGCUGCUGGCGGCGGUGGUGCCGGCCAGCCUGCAGGCGCCGCGCUGGUGCAUGUGGGUGUUCCCGCUGCAGCGCAUCGUGGCGCCCGCCACCCUGAUGGUGCUGCUGUACACGGCGGACAUGGAGCCAUCGGCGCUGUCGCUCUGGUUCGUGCGCAGCUGGCCCGUGUCCGACUGCGCAUACGCACUGUGCUUCCAGACUGGCUUCGUGGCCGAGGCGGUGUACGGCGUGGUCAGCUUUUGCAUCAGCGCCGCACUGGGGCUGCGCAUACGAGCACACGGGCGGCGCCAGCUGGCCGCCGGGCACGGCAGCGCCGACGCCGCCGACCUGUCCAACUUCCCGCUGACGGCGCAGCUGCUCACGUGCGCCGCCUCCACCGCGUUCGUGCUGUACGUGCAGCUGCAGCGCCUCGCGCAGGAGCGCCGCCGCCAGCAGCAGCUGCAGGCGGCGUCGGCGGCGGCCUCAUCAUCCUCAGCGGCGGCCUCAUCCUCCUCAGCGGCAGCGUCAUCCUCGGCGGCGGCGGUGUCAUCCUCGGCGGCGGCAGCGGUCGCGGCGGCCGCGGCAAUAGAGGCGGGGCCGGAGCAGGAGCAGCUACCGCCCGGGGACGUGGUGCCGGGAGAGCAAGCGGCCCUGGGCAAGCUAGCCUCGGCCACGGUGACGACGGACGCCGCGUGCACGCCCACAGCCGUCGUCACGGAGCGGGUUACCAGGCUCGCGCUCCUGGAGCGGCCGCUUCAAGCGGAUCCGUACACCGGCAACGCGGUCCGCCUGGCACGCCGCAUGCAGACGCCCCCCCGGCCUGUACCAGCGCUGCAGGCGCGGCGCCCACCGCCCGCGCCCGCCGCACCUCAGGAGCCUGCUGUUAGCGCCGAUCAUGCCUACGCGCUCGCUGCCAGAACCGUUGUCGCCGUUGGAGUAACCGCCAAUGCAACCGCCGAGGGCGGCACCGCCGCCGCCGAGGGUGAGGCUGGGAAACCGGCGCUUCCGACUUCGGGCUGGUCGCGUCGGCCGGCGUACGUGCCGCGCGUGCGGCUGCAGCGGCGUCUUGUGAAGAUCAAGGGGGCGCAGCCGGAGCAGGUGGCGGCGGGCUACGAGGCGCGUGUGGCGGCGGCGGUGGCGGCGGCGGGCUUCGAGUUGGAGGGCGUGUACCUGCGCCGAGGCUGCGUGGAGCUGGUCAUCAACGCGCGUCGCUGGCUGCACAGUGAGGACGGCGGCGCCGCCGACGGCGCGGAGGCACAGGCGGAACUGGCAGACGCCGACCUCGACGCCCUGCUGGCAGCGGCGGAGGCGGAGGCAGACACCGAGGCGGCGGUGGCGGCGGCUGCCGCCGCAACUGAGUUCAUUGGCGCAAGCAGCGGCGCUGAGGACGGCGAAAAGGGCUGCGCGCCUAUGCGCAUGCCGAUGACGGCGGAGUACUGCAGCCAUGCGUCCGCCGCGCCGCCGCUGGCGGCUGGGGCCAUCGGCUCCCCGUACGGCCGCGGCUUCUUGGGCGGUGAGGGCGGCGGGCGGCGCGUGCCGCAGUGGUCGCCGGCGCGCGUGCAGCGGUACGUGGUGAUGGACGUCCGCCAGGCAGCGGCGGCGGCGUCGGCGGCGGCAGCCGCCGCCGCUGCGGGGAUGCAGCCGGCCGCCAAGGGCUCCGCCGCCGCCGCGUUGGCCGACUUGCAGACCGCACGUGGCUCCACCGUAGCAACCAAGACCGCGGCGGUGGCGGCAACGGUGCUGUCGGACGUUACCAGUGACACGGCCGUGCCUGUGCAGCCGGCGGCGGCCGCCGAUGGCGACGGUGUCGUGACCGCGGAGCCGGUUUGCGGCGGCGGCGUCCUGGAGUCUGGCGACAUUGACAUAGGCGCCCUCAUCCGGGCCCUGCAGAUUGUGGACAGCGCCAGCUACGCCCUCGUGCCUGAUGACGAGGACAUGGUGGAUGACGAGCAGCAGCAGCAGCAGCAGCAGCUUGGCGGCGCCGAUGCCAACGGCGCUGGUGCUGAAUGGGCGCCGUACUGGACCACGCCCUCUUCGGCGGCCGCCGUUGCGGCGGAGGUGGCCGCCGCAGCGGCCACUGACGCAGGCGCGGGUGCGGGCGCGGGUGCGGGCGCGGGCGCCGUGGGCCAGAAUGGCUCGCACAUCAGCGGCAGCGGUGGCGGCGGCGUCUACGGCAAGCCUGAGCCGCCGCGGCUGCUGCAGGUGUACCCGCGUGUGCUGGUCGUGGACCCCGCUGCCGCUGUGGGGCCGGCGGCGGCGGCGGAGGCGCCCGCGCCGGGGCCUGCAGGCGAGCGGUGUGACGUGGGCUGGCGCGAUGCCCAGCCUCGUGUUGAUGGUGUGGCGGCGGCUGUGGUGCCGGGUCCGCACCGCAUGGAUGUGGUGGUGUGGUGGCCGCCGGAGCCUCCCAGUAGCAACAGCGGCGGUGGCUUCGCUGGCUUCGACACCGCCGCGGCGGCGGCGGCCCCUCCAGCCGCCGCCGCCGCCGCAGUGGACGCAGGCACGGACGCUGGAUCCCCUGCUCGCGCCAGCGGCGGUGGCUCGGAAGGUGAGCAGCUGGAGCUGCUGCUGCGGUGCCGCGGCAUGCACCUGCCUGCCGACGUGGUGGCGGUGACGCCAGUGGACGUCGCGCCGGCCGCGCAGGCGUUCGCGCCCACCGCCGCCGACGGCUGCGGGCAGCAGGUUGCCGCCGGCUCGGGCGCCCAAGCCUCACACGAUGACGGCGCUGACGACGCCUGCAGCGGCGACGCCUACGGGCUUUUGGGAAGCGGCGACGCCGCUGGGGCGGCGGAUGCCGUAGCGGCGGAUGUGGCGUACGGCAGCAGUAGUACGGCGUAUGGCGAGAACGGCGCGGCGCUGCAGUACAGCUUGGAGCUUCUGUACUUGCCGUCGCGGCCGGGCCUGCUCCUGGUAGAGGCGGGCCCGGCGGCGCUGGUGCCGGUGGUUCUGCUGCGGGAUGCCGCGGCAGCUGCGGAGCUGCAGGCCAUUGCUGACGGCUGGACCGCCAGCCCCGAUGAGCUGAACGACCUGCUGCAUGACGUCGCCGCUUUCGCGCACGAGGCCGCGGACGUCGAGGACGCGACAUCGCCAGCGACCGCGGGCGCCGGCAGCAACCGCCGCCACCUGCUGGAGCUGCCUGGCAGGGCCGUCAGCCUAGGCCACCACCUGCUGUCCUUCGCGCUACGCAGCCGCCUGCCCGCCCUCGCGGGCAUGAUGCGCCGCAGCCUGGCCGCCGCGCACGGCGCCGCCGCCAUCGCCACCUCGGCGUCCGUUACGGUGCCCUCCACCUCCACCACCCCCUCCCCAUUCAACGCCAACAACCCUUCGGCCUCCUGCUCCGCCGCCACGCCGCGCACAUCCCACGCGGCCGUGGGCUCUGAAAUUGCGGUCGAGGCAGAGACGGCCGCGUCUGACUCGGCGGAACCUCCAUCGGUGUGUGCCGUCGCUGAUUGCCGUUGCCCGCCUUCCGCCCCCUGCGGCUGUAGCCAGCGCCGCGCCAAGGCCGCGGCUGCUUCAAUGAAGCAGCGGGCCUCGUGGUGGUGGCCGCUGCGCGGUUGGCUGCUGCCGCUUGAGGCAGAUGAGGCGCCGGGUGCGGCUCAGGGCACGGAGUCUGGGUCGCGGCUGUUCCACGAGUUGGGCAGCUGCCACUGCGGCUGCGCGCGUACCCAGGUGGCGGCUGGCUUGGGCACGGACGCUGGUAGCAGCGCCGGUGCCGCCGGCUCCCCGGCGGUAGGCGCAGCAGCAGCGCUGGCGGCUAAGGCCGGCGGGCUGACGCCAGCGGCUGUGGCGCCAGCGGCCGAAAUGCUCGAGGAGAGUGCCGACGUGCCAGACGUGGCCGCACACAUCAUGCAAUGGACGGACGCGGCGAUUGCGGCGAUUGCGGUCACGCGCCUGGUGGCGGCCGCUGCCUCCGGAGGCGCCGUGAACUCGGUGCUGUCCGCCACGGCAUUGGACCUGGUGUCCGCGGCCGGCGGCGUGCUGUGUGCGGUGGCCUGGGUGCGGCAGCCGCGCGAUGCCUGGAAGGCAGCUGUUCGUCGUGCGGUGCUGCCCCGACAGGUGCUGGGCCUGAUGGCGAGGAUGCUGUCGGUCCUGCCUGGCAUGCCGCUGCCGGCGGCCCGGGUGCGCUACGAGCUGGGCGCGGGCGUGUGGCUACUGGAAGGCCUGGCGCUGCCGGCCGUGAGCCUGAUGUCCCCGGCUUUGGCGGCCACGCUGGCGGCAGCGCGCGUGCCGCUCCUAGCGCGUGGCUGGCUGGCGGCCGCCACCGCAGCCGGCAUUACCGCCAGUGGCGCCGCCGGCACCAGCAGCGGUGGCGGCAGCGCCGUGGACGGCCUCCUGGCGGCUUACGGCCUGCCGCCGCUGCUGCUGAGGACGGCACUAGAGCAUGCGGCGGGCGUUGCCGCGCUGUCGGCUGCCACCGCAGGGCUGUGCCACGCGGCGUGGGGCCGGCUGCGGCGCAAGAAGGCGUGAAGCUGCGACAUAUGUAAGGCAAGCUGGGAGGCGCAAACCAGGGCCAGCUGCUGUGGUUUUGGUGGCGAAGCUGUCCAUGGCGAAUGGAGUUCACGCUUCGUUGCGCUAGGCCAAUCAAGUCGUCGAGCAGGUUCAAUUGUGUGGCGCGAGAGCCGCCUCUCCCCGGUCAGCGCACGUGGUUGGGUGUGUGCCGCAGCAGGGUGAAUGGAGUGGCAGGGGCUUUUCGGGGUAUCUUGCAGCGCGUAUGAGGUAUUCAUAUAAAGGUUCACUAUGGCUAGGGCGUGUGUACUGAUGUGACACACAGCUGCAUAUCAGGCCCUUGCCGAGCUCACGAGAGAGAAAUGCGUGCGCAGGGCGUUCACGGAGUGUCGGUAGUGACGUACAUCUAUCCGCGGCUAGAUGGCCACUAGUGCUUACACUUCAAUCCGCUCUUUCAAACAAGACACCUUGUGUGCUUGCAUGUGUCCCCAUCCGCUUUCCUGCAGCGUCCGGUGGUAAAUGAAGUACGCCGAAGAUUUACUGCACAAACGCGUAUUGCUGGCCAUUUAAUCAAGAGGGGCCCCUCGGCAUGUGCAUCGUUGCGGCUCUUUUGUUAGAGUUGUUGUGUUGGGCGCAUAAAUGGGGGUUGCAAUGUGCGCACCUAUCUGAGUGCACAGAGGCCGGCCCUGGCCCUUAAGCGAGCUCGCUCACGCAGCGGCUGCAUGUGUAGGCAGGUCAUACGUUCUUUCUGGGCUGCUGCUGCGCAUACACGUGCCAGGCAAUGGUGUCGCCUGCCUAGUGGCGUGACGUGGUUGAGGCUCGGGAUAUACAAAUGUCAUGCGGGGACGUGUUGCAUACACCGCGGCCAGCUGAUUAUUCUGCCCUCGAUAUGAACCGUUAGGGCGGGAAGGCACGGCCGGAAGGCCGGACCGAUUAUUGCAGUGAUUGCCGGUAAAGAGUACAAAGGAGGGUCUGCAUGUCCGUGGCUUUUUCAUCUUCUCGUGGUCUUGGGGUUGACCGGGGUCCUCAGGCGCCGCACCCCACCCACACGGAGCGGCCACCAUCCAGUGACGGAGGGUGCGACUUUUGGAUUGCGCCUGAAUAGCUCUAGUCAGGUAACGGGCUUGUGAGGACGCGCGUGCGUGCGUGCCUCUUAAAAGUCUCAGGGAAUUGAAGCGGUGCGUGCGGCAGUUGACAUGAAUGCAUGGAGGCCCCCUAACUUUUAUGACGGUAUUAUAUUGUUUGAACCAAGUGAUCUGCUUCAAGGCUGGUCCGCUGUGCUCCGCUGGAGCUGUUACGGCGCGGCCGUUGUGCGUGUCGGGCCACGGUUAGGGUUUCUUUGUUGCCCCAGUUGACCAAUGCGCCUACGAUAGCUGUUAUUAUCAUCAACGUUGCUGUAAUUAAGCCUUCUC
Messenger RNA from Chlamydomonas reinhardtii, 6350 nucleotides. RefSeq lists its product as uncharacterized. NCBI's taxonomy places the organism in Eukaryota, Viridiplantae, Chlorophyta, Chlorophyceae, Chlamydomonadales, Chlamydomonadaceae. Bases 187 to 4959 code for a protein of 1590 amino acids. The record is from RefSeq and is a predicted model, not a curated record. The transcript has 11 exons.